AUGUCAUCGAGUGAAGAAGCAAAAGAUCCAGCAAAAACUUCAAUUAUAAAUUAUGUCGAAAACUUUAUUGACAAACGCAAUAAUGAUUUACGUACAACCAUGGACGAUGAUGAUAAUGUUCCAUUGACACAAGGAAUCGAUCGAGAUUCAAUUGUUAUUAAAACUAGUGUAGAUGAUUUUGCGCGUCAAAAUUUAGGUAGAGCUUCAUCAGAAUUGACUGACAUUGAUGCUGAUGAACUUAAUCUUGAUUCAGAUCCGAUUGUUGAAACACACGAAGCUGAUCAACAAGUCUAUAAACAACAAGUUUAUUUACGUCAAUAUCAACCACCGACACCUGAACCUAUUGAGAUUCAAAUUCAAGAAGUAGUUGUUAAACCUAUACCACAACGUCCACCAAUUCAUGUAUAUGUUGGACCUACUUCAGAUAGAGAUGCACAACGUACUCCAUCACCUAUUCUCAUCAAAAGUGCUCCACCACAACCAGAACCUUCUUCAAGCGAACCGAUUGUCUAUAAUAAAUAUGUUCCAGUUGAUUAUAAACCACCACCUCAACAAAUCAUUAUUCAUCGUUAUCCCGAAAUGCCACCGAAACCUCGACCUAUUGUUAUUGAACAAUGGCUUCCGAAUAAACCCGCACCAAAACGUGUAACCUAUCGCUCGAUCAAUCGUGAUGAGUUUCUUCGAAGUGAGACUGAACGACAACAUAAUCGUUUUAUUGAAUAUACAAAACCACAUACAACAGUUGAACUUGAAAUUGUUCGUUUACCAGUAAUUAAAUUAAAACCAGAAGAAUAUCUAAAUCAAGCAGUGGAACUUGCACAAGUUGAUAAUAUUCGUUUACUAGCAAACGAUCCAAAUAUACUUCAAUGGCGCAUUUAA
Molecule: messenger RNA, 879 nt
Organism: Rotaria sp. Silwood1
Lineage: Eukaryota; Metazoa; Rotifera; Eurotatoria; Philodinida; Philodinidae
Source: the annotation of a GenBank genome assembly